UCUUCUUUAUCCAAGUCAAUGAAUUGGAUUAAGUUUAUUCGCCACAAGGCUUUAUUACAAUUGUAAAAUUAACGUAUUCAAUCCGAAAUCGUUAAUUAACGGAUUAAAAUUAAUUUAAUAAGUGAACUUUUCGCUUAAAGCGUGUCCAAGGAGAUUCGAUUAACAUAACCUCAAAGGAUUGAUGCUUUUCUGUAAACAUGGAUAGCAACAAUCCAGUAACCGAAAAUACUCCAGUUGUGGUGCUCGAACAACCUAAAUCAAAGGUAGGUUCAACAAGUGAGGAAAAAGAAAUCGUCGAGAAUGUUGAUGGGGCCAAACAGAGGAAUACAAAAGCGAAAAAACGGAAGAAACCUAAAGAUAUGACAGCUCCAAGACAUCCUUUAUCAGGAUAUGUAAGAUUUUUGAAUGAUAGACGUGAAGCUGUAAGAGCUGCUAACCCAACUCUUUCAUUUGCUGAAAUAACUAAGAUAUUAGCUAGUGAGUGGAGUACUUUACCGGCGGAUAAAAAACAACAGUAUUUAGAUGCAGCUGAACAAGAUCGAGAGAGAUAUACUAAAGAAUAUAAUGCUUAUAAAAAAACUGAUGCUUAUAAAUUGUUUACGCAACAACAAAAUGAGAAAAAAAUUAUGAAUGCUAAAGAAAAAGAAUUACGAGAUGAACCACCUCCCAAAAUUUUAAAGGAAGCUAAAGAUAUUCAAAACAAUAAUGAAGCGUUAAACUUUUCAAAUUUUGAUAUUCCAAUAUUUACGGAAGAAUUUCUCGAUCAUAAUAAAACCAGAGACGCGGAAUUAAGGCAACUGAGAAAAUCGAAUACAGAUUACGAACAACAAAACGCAACAUUACAAAAACACAUUGAAAGUAUGAAAACGGCCAUUGAAAAAUUGGAGGGUGAAUUAAUGCAACAAAAGAAAAAUAACGCUGCGUUGCAAUUACAUUUGGAACAUUUAAGGAAUACUUUAACUGGGGGAUUCGGCGAUGUAAAACUACCGGGAAUCAAAGAAACGGCGACUUUGCAAACGAUCGAUAGUUACAUGACCAAUUUACACUCAAUGUUGGUAGAAAACAGUAGUCAUGACGCUAAUUUGUUUCAAACUGUACGCGAUAUCGUGAGUCGGUUGGAAUUCGAAGGAUGACAGGGAAUUGGAGGUGGUCGUGGAAGAGGAUUCGGUAAACGUAGAAAGAAACAAAAAAAAAUUACAUAAAAUUGAUUUUAUUCAAAGUGAUUUGAGUUAUUCAUGUUUUCAUAUUGAGAAUUGAGUUUUCUGUUGUGAAGAUGGUUCUUUUUUUGCGAUAAUUUGACUAUGUAUGAAUUGAGAUAAAUAAUUUUGCAUUAUUGCUAGUAAUAAUAAAUAGUAUUUACUGUGAUUAAGUUAUUGUAGUAAUUUAAUUAUUUGAAAUGAUAAAAAUAUGUAUAAUUUGUAAAAUCUUGAAUAUGAUGUGACAAACAUAAUUAGAAGUUAAAUGUUGUCUUUUAUUAA
Onthophagus taurus is the source of this 1478-nucleotide messenger RNA. RefSeq names its product High mobility group protein 2 (gene Hmg-2). The record is from RefSeq and is a predicted model, not a curated record. Gene Ontology annotation, biological process: regulation of gene expression. NCBI's taxonomy places the organism in Eukaryota, Metazoa, Arthropoda, Insecta, Coleoptera, Scarabaeidae. Gene Ontology annotation, cellular component: nucleus.